This is a messenger RNA of Ctenocephalides felis (cat flea), 3405 nucleotides long. Its product is annotated as DNA replication licensing factor Mcm3-like. Lineage: Eukaryota; Metazoa; Arthropoda; Insecta; Siphonaptera; Pulicidae. Gene Ontology annotation, cellular component: MCM complex; nucleus. Gene Ontology annotation, molecular function: single-stranded DNA binding; ATP binding; single-stranded DNA helicase activity. The record is from RefSeq and is a predicted model, not a curated record. Gene Ontology annotation, biological process: DNA strand elongation involved in DNA replication; double-strand break repair via break-induced replication; mitotic DNA replication initiation.
GUUUGUUAAGUUUAAUAUAAUAUAAUUAAGUUUAUUCGAAAUUAGUUUAUAAUGGAAAAUGCAGAUGUUGAUCAAAGAUUGCGUGAUUUGCAAAGGGAAUAUUUGGAUUUUCUCGAUGAUGAAGAAGACCAAGGAAUUUAUAUGCAACAAGUGAAAAAUUUGAUAUCAGAUAAAUUAGUUCGCCUAAUAGUAAAUAUAAAUGAUUUGAGACGAAAGAAUCCAGUUCGUGCUACUUCAUUGUUGAACAAUGCCUUCGAGGAGCAAUUGGCUUUCCAGAGAGCAUUGAAAGAAUACAUUGGAUCUGUUGAUCCGACAUAUGCAAAGGAACAUGAAGAUUUUUUUAUUGCCUUUGAAGGAAGUUUUGGAAAUAAACAUGUUACACCUAGAUCUUUAACAUCUAGAUAUCUUGGAAAUCUUGUUUGUGUGGAAGGAAUUGUUACUAAAGUUUCAUUGAUCAGGCCAAAAAUAGUUAGAAGUGUGCAUUAUUGUGAUGCAACCAAAAAAGUUAUUGAGCGCAAAUAUACAGAUUUAACAUCAUUUGAUGCAUUUCCAUCAAGCUCUGUUUACCCUACAAAGGAUGAAGAUGGCAAUUUGUUAGAAACAGAGUAUGGAUUAUCAGUAUAUAAAGAUCAUCAAACAUUAACAAUUCAAGAAAUGCCUGAGAAGGCUCCUGCAGGUCAAUUGCCACGUUCUGUUGAUGUAGUCUGUGAUGAUGACUUAGUAGAUCGGUGUAAACCUGGAGAUAGAGUUCAGAUUGUAGGAAAUUACCGGUGUCUUCCAGGAAAGCAAGCAGGAUAUACUUCUGGCACAUUUAGGACAAUUUUGAUAGCCAAUAAUGUAUCACAAUUGAACAAAGAUCAGAACCUUUCUAUAUCUCGUGAAGAUGUUGCGCUGUGUAAAAAACUUGCAAAAAGUAAAACAGAUGUUUUUGCAUUAUUAUCUAAAUCUUUGGCUCCAAGUAUACAUGGACACCACUAUGUUAAAAAAGCCAUUUUAUGUUUAUUGCUUGGCGGUGUUGAAAAGUUGCUGCCUAAUGGAACAAGGCUUAGAGGGUAAAUAUAAGAUAUUAAUAUUUUGUUAAUUGGAGAUCCAAGUGUAGCUAAAUCUCAAUUGUUAAGAUAUGUUUGUACAGCACCUAGAGCAAUUCCCACUACUGGAAGAGGAUCAUCUGGUGUGGGUCUAACAGCGGCUGUUACCACUGAUCAAGAAACUGGUGAAAGAAGACUUGAAGCUGGUGCCAUGGUGUUAGCUGAUAGAGGAGUUGUCUGUAUUGAUGAAUUUGAUAAAAUGAGUGAUAUUGAUCGAACAGCUAUUCAUGAGGUUAUGGAACAAGGAAAAGUUACAAUUGCCAAAGCAGGAAUACAUGCUAGCUUAAAUGCUCGUUGUUCUGUACUUGCAGCUGCAAAUCCUGUUUAUGGACGAUAUGAUCAAUAUAAAACACCCAUGGAAAAUAUUGGCCUACAAGAUUCACUGUUGUCUCGUUUUGAUAUACUGUUUGUUUUACUAGAUAUUGCUGAUGCUGAGAAAGAUCACAUGAUAUCUGAUCAUGUUGUUAGAAUGCACAGAUAUAGAAAUCCUGGAGAGCAAGAUGGCUCUGUUUUGCCAAUGGGUUCCUCUGUCGACAUGUUGUCUACUCAGGAUCCAGAUCAUGACCCUUCUCAAGUAAGGGUGGAAACUCCGAUGUAUGAAAAAUAUGAUGCUUUAUUACAUGGAAAGAGCAGAAAGCCGAACGGAGAUCAAAUAUUAUCAGUAGCAUUUAUGAGAAAAUAUAUACAUAUUGCAAAGUGUAUGAAGCCAAAACUAACUGAAGAAGCUUCAGAACUAAUUUCUGAUGAAUACUCUAAGCUACGAUCUCAAGAUAGUAUGGAAUCAGUUGAUGUUGCACGAACACAACCAGUUACUGUGCGUACAUUAGAAACAUUAAUUCGGUUGUCCACAGCACAUGCAAAAGCUAGAUUGUCUAAAUUAGUUACUGAAGUUGAUGCCCAAGCUGCAAUUGAACUUGUGCAAUAUGCAUACUUCAAAAAAUCUCAAUUGUUAAGAUAUGUUUUGUGUACAGCACCUAGAGCAAUUCCCACUACUGGAAGAGGAUCAUCUGGUGUGGGUCUAACAGCGGCUGUUACCACUGAUCAAGAAACUGGUGAAAGAAGACUUGAAGCUGGUGCCAUGGUGUUAGCUGAUAGAGGAGUUGUCUGUAUUGAUGAAUUUGAUAAAAUGAGUGAUAUUGAUCGAACAGCUAUUCAUGAGGUUAUGGAACAAGGAAAAGUUACAAUUGCCAAAGCAGGAAUACAUGCUAGCUUAAAUGCUCGUUGUUCUGUACUUGCAGCUGCAAAUCCUGUUUAUGGACGAUAUGAUCAAUAUAAAACACCCAUGGAAAAUAUUGGCCUACAAGAUUCACUGUUGUCUCGUUUUGAUAUACUGUUUGUUUUACUAGAUAUUGCUGAUGCUGAAACUGAUCACAUGAUAUCUGAUCAUGUUGUUAGAAUGCACAGAUAUAGAAAUCCUGGAGAGCAAGAUGGCUCUGAUCCAGAUCAUGACCCUUCUCAAGCUGGUGAAACUCCGAUGUAUGAAAAAUAUGAUGCUUUAUUACAUGGAAAGAGCAGAAGCCGAACGGAUCAAAUAUUAUCAGUAGCAUUUAUGAGAAAAUAUAUACAUAUUGCAAAGUGUAUGAAGCCAAAACUAACUGAAGAAGCUUCAGAACUAAUUUCUGAUGAAUACUCUAAGCUACGAUCUCAAGAUAGUAUGGAAUCUGAUGUUGCACGAACACAACCAGUUACUGUGCGUACAUUAGAAACAUUAAUUCGGUUGUCCACAGCACAUGCAAAAGCUAGAUUGUCUAAAUUAGUUACUGAAGUUGAUGCCCAAGCUGCAAUUGAACUUGUGCAAUACGCAUACUUUAAAAAGGUUUUGGAGAAAGAAAAGAAAAAGCGAAGACGAGAUAGUGGUGAAGAUUCAGAUUCAAGCCAAACACAAAGUCAAAGUAGACCAAAAAGAACCAGAGUUUUGAGGAGACCACCAGGAGAAGAAGGCCAUGAUCCUUAUGAAUAUGAAUCUGAUGAAGAAAUGGUAGAUACUCCUGAUGAAGGUGACUUAACACGAAGAGCUACAAGGCAGACUCGACCAGUUUCAGAUGCACCAUCAACUUCUCAAAAUACAGCUGCCAUUUCGACAGACAGUGAACCCCAUGUUGAGUUAUCUCCUGCAAGACUGCAGCAAUUCAAAUCAAUUCUGCAACAAUUAUUCAGAAAAGAGCGUACACAGUCUUUGUCAAUGGUUAAAGUCGAGGAGCAUGUAAAUAAUGAAGUAACAGAGAAGUAUUCCAAGAGUGAAAUUAAACAAGCUGUUGAUAUUAUGACAAAUGAAAAUCAAGUUAUGUUGGCUGAUGAUAUUUUAUUCCUUAUUUAA